Messenger RNA from Eubalaena glacialis (North Atlantic right whale), 4511 nucleotides. RefSeq names its product isoleucyl-tRNA synthetase 1 (gene IARS1). The transcript has 35 exons. NCBI's taxonomy places the organism in Eukaryota, Metazoa, Chordata, Mammalia, Artiodactyla, Balaenidae. Bases 179 to 4015 code for a protein of 1278 amino acids. Gene Ontology annotation, molecular function: aminoacyl-tRNA deacylase activity; isoleucine-tRNA ligase activity; tRNA binding. The record is from RefSeq and is a predicted model, not a curated record. Gene Ontology annotation, biological process: isoleucyl-tRNA aminoacylation.
UUGCAUCACCUCUAGACUCUUGACCAAGGCGUAGACGCGGCUCAUUCCGAGGUACUCAGGCUCGGAGGCCCCUCAGGUACGCCUGGUACUGCUCGCGGAGGCCCCUCAGGUACUCCCCAUCCUGCCCGCGGGGCCCCUCAGGUCAACCUGUCCUGCACACGGGCCCCUCAGUAACAAAAUGGUUCAACAAGUUCCAGAAAACAUCAAUUUUCCUGCUGAAGAAGAGAAAAUCUUGCAGUUUUGGUCUGACUUUAAUUGUUUUCAGGAAUGCUUAAAGCAAUCAAAACAUAGGCCAAAAUUUACCUUCUAUGAUGGGCCUCCUUUUGCAACUGGACUGCCUCACUAUGGACAUAUACUUGCAGGGACAAUUAAAGAUAUAGUCACAAGAUACGCUCACCAGAGUGGGCUUCACGUUGACAGAAGAUUUGGAUGGGAUUGUCAUGGUUUACCUGUGGAAUAUGAAAUUGAUAAGACACUGGGAAUCAGAGGACCAGAGGAUGUAGCCAAAUUGGGGAUUGCAGAAUAUAACAGUCAGUGCCGAGCAAUUGUGAUGCGAUAUUCUACUGAGUGGAAGUCUACUAUUACCAGACUUGGCCGAUGGAUUGACUUUGACAAUGACUACAAAACUCUCUAUCCACAAUUCAUGGAAUCUGUCUGGUGGGUCUUCAAACAGCUCUAUGAUAAAGGCCUUGUUUAUAGAGGAGUGAAAGUCAUGCCCUUUUCCACUGCAUGCAAUACUCCACUUUCCAACUUUGAAUCUCACCAGAAUUACAGGGAUGUUCAAGAUCCUUCAGUAUUUGUAACUUUCCCUUUGGAGGAAGAUGAAAAUAUAUCUUUGGUUGCCUGGACAACUACUCCCUGGACUCUACCUAGUAACCUUGCCCUGUGUGUUAAUCCAGAUAUGCAGUAUGUGAAGAUAAAAGAUGCUGUCAGAGGAAAAUUAUACAUUUUAAUGGAAGCCAGAUUAUCAGCCCUCUAUAAAUUGGAGAGUGACUAUGAGAUCCUUGAAAGAUUUCCUGGUGCCUAUCUCAAAGGCAAGAAAUACAGACCCCUGUUUGACUAUUUUAUAAAGUGUAAAGAGAAUGGUGCUUUUACUGUGCUUGUUGACAACUAUGUGAAGGAGGAAGAAGGCACUGGGGUUGUACACCAAGCUCCUUACUUUGGUGCUGAUGACUAUCGGGUCUGUAUGGAUUUCAACAUCAUUCAGAAAGACUCUGUCCCUAUUUGCCCUGUGGAUGCUUCAGGCUGUUUCACAGGGGAAGUGACAGAUUUUGCAGGACAGUAUGUGAAGGAUGCUGACAAAAAUAUCAUCAGGACCCUAAAGGAACAAGGUCGACUUCUUGUUGCCAGCACCUUCAGCCACAGCUACCCUUUCUGCUGGAGGUCAGACACUCCCCUCGUUUACAAAGCAGUGCCUAGCUGGUUCGUUCGGGUGGAGCAUAUGGUAGACCAGUUGCUGAGGAACAAUGACCUAUGUUACUGGGUCCCAGAGUUUGUGCGAGAAAAGCGAUUUGGAAAUUGGCUGAAAGAUGCACGUGACUGGGCAAUUUCCAGAAACAGAUACUGGGGCACUCCUAUCCCACUGUGGGUCAGCGAUGACUUCGAGGAGGUGGUGUGUGUUGGGUCAAUGGCAGAACUGGAAGAACUGUCAGGAGCAGAGAUCUCAGAUCUCCACAGAGAGAGCAUUGACCAUCUGACCAUUCCUUCACGCUGUGGGAAGGGAUUGUUGCAUCGCAUCUCUGAAGUGUUUGACUGUUGGUUCGAGAGUGGCAGCAUGCCCUAUGCUCAAAUUCAUUAUCCAUUUGAAAACAAGAGGGAGUUUGAGGAUGCAUUUCCUGCAGAUUUCAUUGCUGAAGGCAUUGACCAAACCAGAGGAUGGUUUUACACCCUGUUGGUGCUGGCCACAGCUCUCUUUGGACGGCCGCCAUUCAAAAAUGUGAUUGUGAAUGGGCUCGUCCUGGCAAGUGAUGGCCAAAAAAUGAGCAAACGCAAAAAGAAUUAUCCAGAUCCACUUUCAGUCAUUCAUAAAUAUGGUGCUGAUGCCCUCAGGUCUUUUGGAAGAGGAGGCUCUGUGUUGGAUUUUAUUAAGCAGCACAGAUUAUACCUGAUUAACUCCCCUGUGGUGAGAGCAGAAAACCUCCGCUUUAAGGAGGAGGGUGUUCGAGAUGUCCUGAAGGAUGUGCUGCUACCUUGGUACAAUGCCUAUCGUUUCUUCAUCCAGAACGUCCUGAGGCUACAGAAGGAGGAAGAAAUGGAAUUCCUUUACAACGAGAACAUGGUUAAAGAAAGUACCAACAUCACAGACCGGUGGGUCCUGUCCUUUAUGCAGUCGCUCGUUGGGUUCUUUGAGACUGAAAUGGCAGCUUACAGACUCUAUACUGUGGUUCCUCGCCUGGUCAAGUUUGUGGAUGUUCUGACAAAUUGGUAUGUCAGGAUGAACCGUAGAAGAUUAAAGGGUGAAAACGGGAUAGAGGAUUGUGUUACGGCCCUGGAGACCUUGUUUAGUGUUUUGCUUUCUCUGUGCAGACUUAUGGCCCCCUAUACCCCUUUUCUUACUGAAUUGAUGUACCAGAAUCUGAAGACGCUGAUUGACCCUGUUUCUGUCCAGGACAAGGACACAUUCAGUAUCCACUACCUCAUGCUGCCCCAUGUUCGAGAGGAAUUGAUUGACAAGAAAACCGAGAGUGCAGUAUCUAGAAUGCAGUCUGUGAUUGAACUUGGGCGAGUGAUUCGAGACCGCAAAACUAUUCCGAUAAAGUAUCCUUUGAAAGAAAUUGUAGUUAUUCAUCAGGAUCCAGAAGCUCUUAAUGAAAUUAAGUCAUUGGAGAAGUAUAUCAUUGAGGAAUUGAAUGUUCGAAAAGUUACAUUAUCUACAGAUAAAAACAAGUACGGCAUUCGCCUAAGGGCAGAACCAGAUCACAUGGUCCUGGGGAAGCGUCUGAAGGGAGCCUUCAAGAUGGUGAUGACAUCCAUCAAGCAGCUGAGCAGUGAGGAGCUAGAGCAGUUCCAGGAGAGUGGGACCAUUGUUGUGGAAGGCCAUGAAUUGCAUGAAGAAGAUAUCCGCCUCAUGUACACCUUUGAUCAGGCAACAGGUGGAACGACACAGUUUGAAGCACACUCAGAUGCUCAGGCUUUGGUUCUCUUAGACGUCACCCCUGACCAGUCAAUGGUGGAUGAAGGAGUGGCUCGGGAAGUCAUCAAUCGUAUCCAGAAACUUCGAAAAAAGUGCAAUCUGGUUCCAACUGAUGAAAUAACAGUUUAUUAUAAAGCAAAAUCUGAGGGAAAGUAUCUGAAUAAUGUUAUCAAAAGCCACACAGAGUUCAUAUUUGCCACCAUAAAGUCUCCUUUAAAACCAUAUCCAGUUCCUACAUCAGAUGAAAUCCUUAUUCAAGAAAAAAUGCAGUUAAAAGGGUCUGACCUGGAAAUUACACUCACCAGAGGAUCUUCCAUGCCUGGCCCUGCUUGUGCAUAUGUCAAUCUUAACAUUUGUACAGAUGGCAGUGAGCAAGGUGGAGUACUACUUCUGGAAAAUCCAAAAGGAGAUAAUAGGUUGGACCUUUUAAAGCUGAAGAGUGUUGUUACUAGCAUUUUUGGUGUAAAAAAUACAGAGCUGGCUGUCUUCCAUGGUGAAACAGAAAUAAAAAACCAAACCAACUUACUGAGUCUUUGUGGAAAAACACUUUGUGUGGCUGCAGGAUCAACUCCCUCUGUGGUCGACAGUCCUAGUACUCUUCUCUGUCAGUAUAUCAACCUACAGCUCUUGAAUGCAGACCCACAAGAGUGUUUAAUGGGAACAGUAGGCACUCUCCUGCUUGAAAAUCCACUAGGGCAGAAUGGGCUGACCCACCAAGGUCUUCUGUAUGAAACAGCCAAGGUGUUUGGCCUUCGGAGCAGGAAGCUAAAACUGUUUUUGAAUGAGGCUCAAACAGAAGAAAUUACGGAAGAAAUCCCCAUGAAGACUUUGAACACGAAGACUGUGUAUGUUUCUGUAUUACCGACUACAGGAGACUUCUAACAUUCAGUUAUCUGUGUGGUUCAGUCAACCUUUCCCUGGCAUAUACCUCUUCUCCCCUCCCUCCAACCCCGGACACACACACGGACACAGACAUAUUGAUAUUUCCUUCAGGUGCAUGUAUAAUAUACUGCUUUUGGUCUAAAAUUGAAAUGGAAUUGAUCAAGUGACUUGAGACUUCACAGUAAUAGUCACACUUAACCGUAAACACCUAUGUAGUCAUGUUGAGGAAAAGUUACAGUGUUACCUCAGCACUACAGAGUAUAUUUCUAUACUUGAAUUUUUAAGUAUAGAACAUAGUAGUUGUUUAAAUGGUAUAGUGUGUGUGUGUGUGUGUGCGUGCACUUGUAUAUAUAUAUAUCUCUAUCUAUCUAUCUAUAUAUAUAUAUAUCAUUCUAUGGCCUUUUAAAACAUUUGAAAUCUCUUGAAGGAAUGGACAGUGUUAUAUAUUUUUGCUACCUGGAUUUUCCUGGGUAAUUUGAUGGAAUAUUUUAAGUUU